Messenger RNA from Camellia sinensis, 3095 nucleotides. RefSeq lists its product as uncharacterized. Gene Ontology annotation, molecular function: oxidoreductase activity; 3-dehydroquinate synthase activity. Gene Ontology annotation, biological process: aromatic amino acid biosynthetic process. The record is from RefSeq and is a predicted model, not a curated record. Lineage: Eukaryota; Viridiplantae; Streptophyta; Magnoliopsida; Ericales; Theaceae.
UUGGAAGCAUAGAAAUGAUUGUGUAUUCUCUAAUGCCCAUCCUAACUCAGUGGAUCUGUGGGAACUAAUCAAAAUCAGGUUAGCCCAUUGGCUUAAGGCCUCUAUCAAGGACUUCCCCUUCUCAGUUUCAGAUCUAGUUUGCAAUUGGAGGAAUAUUAGGAGCUUCGUCUGAGUCUUCUGUUCAGCUUAUCUGGUCUGUUCUAGUGCUGUUUUGGGUGAGUUUGGUUGGUGUGAUUUAAUUGAGGAGUUUGUUAGAAGCUUUAAUUGAGGAAUCUUUAAUUGAGGAGUUUAUCUGCCUUAUCUGGUCUGUUAGAAGCCUCAUCUGAGUUUGUGGGCGAGUUGCUGCUGAAUUCCUCUGCUUCUGUUUUGGUCUACUGCCUUUUCUGGUUUGUUCUGCUCUGAAUUGCCUGGUCUGUGGGUGAGUUGGGCUGGUUUAUGUUUUAAGUUAUGGGUUAUAACUUCUGUGGGCGAGUUGCUGCUGAAUUCCUCUGCUUCUGUUUUGGUCUGCUGCCUUUUCUGGUUUGUUCUGCUCUGAAUUGCCUGGUCUGUGGGUGAGUUGGGCUGGUUUAUUGUUCAAGUUACGGGUUAUAACUUCUGUGUGAUCUCCAUGCUUUUGGAAAACAAAGCCACUCAACUGAAGCUGCUGCUAUGUUUUAAUUUCUGGACAGCACAUUGGCUGCUGCUGUGUUUUUUCUCUGGGUGUUUUGCUUCGGUUGUUAUCCCUUUCUUCCUCUUACUUGUUGGUUUCUUGCUAACUGGCGCUUGGGGCUAAAAGCCCCAAGCUCCUCUUUAUUGAUGUAAUCUUUUUACCUUUUUGGUUCCAUCAAUAAAGAUUUUCUUUGCCGAUCAAAAAAAAAAAAAAACUAAACAUAGUUUGGCAUUUUAAAAUUGAAAAUGAGGGUAAUAUUAGAAUAUAAAAAUGUGUACUAAGAACUUAUAUUUUUAUAAGGUAUGCAUUGAGAAGGUGUUUGUUAAGUAUGUACUGAGAUGAAUUAGUGUGUUAGUGUUUGAAAAUAAAAUUACCCUUAGAAAAGCAAAAAAGAAUAGCCGAAACAAGUUUACUUCUGUUGAAAAUAUUCAGGACGGUGAUGAUGUUGUAGUGUUGUAGAGGUGCAAGAAAGAGUUGUGUUUUAUGUUUCUCAUGAUCCUUGGAUUAUUUAUUUAUUUUCAGCACAGGUACAGAGUCAAACAUUUUUGGUGUAGCCAUUAUAUAUCAAGCAAACUAAAAAGGUUUCCGGAGAAGCAUACGAAGUUGACGAACCAUUUUCUGUCUUGAUGCGCUUUGCAAUCAACUGGUUGUCAGUGUUCCAACCAAGGCCGGCCUUCGCUUUCCCGCGUAUAUUCCUCAGCAUAUUAUCACAGAUAUCCCACGAAUCAUUCUCACUAUACAGUGUUCUAGAGCGAGAACAAGGGUUCUAGAGAGGGUGUGACAGCAUUUUACAAACUCUUUUACAUAAUUACCAUUGGAUGAGCUCUCUUUCUUCACUCUCGUGCCGCAAUGCCCUCUUUUUUUUCUACAAUAAACAACCCAUUUGCGUUUCUGCAUUUUCUCAUUCAUAAUCAUAAUCAUAAUCAUAAUCAUAAUCACCCACUGCUUCAACAAUACCCACCUUUGAAUUCAAGACUACCCAGUUGUGGAUUUUCAAGAAAUGUCGUCGUCCAUGGAGAAUAAUCCUCUUCCUCUAAUGCCCGGUCGUGUUGUUAUUGCUUAUGAUGCUACCAAGGACCGCAAUGAAAGAGAGCUUAAACGCACUGUUGAUAAUAUCCGAUAUAGAGGUGACAUUCUUCAUGAAGGUGAUACACUCAUGCUGCUUGGAGUUCUGCACAGGCUCCCACACCCCAUGGGUUACCAAAUGGAAGCAUCCCCUGUUUCUUUUUUGGGAACAAACAUGAGUGCGAUGAAAGAUGAAGUUUCAAAAAAGACUGAUAUGUAUGUGAACAUGCUCCAACAAAGUGCUGAAGAACGCAAAAAUGAAAGGGUUGACAUUGAAGUCAUGAUUACUGCUGGAACUCCAACCAAGAAGGUAGUUUUACAAGAGGUUACAGCUUGUAAUGCAACUUGGGUUGUACUCGAUAGGCACCUCAGGAGGGAUUUGAGGUUUUACCUCAAACAGAUACCUUCCAAAGUGGCAAUAAUUCAUGAUAACUUGUUUGUGAAAGUUUUGAGACCUUAUACUACUACUGAUUCGGACAAUGUGGAACAUAGGGUGGUCUAUUCUAUCUCUAAGCCCGUUCCUCUGUUGGCUGUUCAAGAAAAUGAGAACAAUGAGCAAUCUAUUAUCUCUUGCAGAAGUUUUCCUGCAUCCAUUUCUUCCAUGGAAAGUUCUGAUAUGCUUAAGAACAGCUUGGCAUCUUCAUUUGCACACAGGUCACGGGAGCAUAGCUUUUCAUCUGGUGAUUUUGGCUCUACUUCAAAGCAAGAGAAAUCAGGUAAAUACGUUGGGAAAUUCAUAUAGGAGGUAUAGAGUUGUGAAUUAAGUUGGCUUGAGGUACAUGGUGAAAGUCUAGAAACCCACGCGACAAGUACCAAGUUCCUUCAGGAUAAGAUCCAGUAAAGUGGUGAUUGGGUAGCGUUUGAUAUGCCUACUUGCAGAUAACAGCUUAGGGAUUACCUGAAUCGCAUUUACCGUCCCUUGAUUUUAUAUUGAAAUCAUUGAAAUGUUUUUAUGUUUGCGAACGAGCAUCCUGCAUGAGAUUUUCAAAUCAGAAAGAAAUGUACUUGGAGUACAGCAUGAUAUAAGCAUUCAUCUCUUGAGAUUGUAUAAAAUGUAUAUAUUUUGUUAAGAUUUUCUUUUAGGCUUAAUACUCACCCCUAGUGGAUUUGUUGCAGAAAAAAAUGUGGUGAUCUUGCCGAAGUAGAGGCGUAAGAAGUGUUUGGAGAGUACAAGGCUCUUAUUCUUUUGUUGUCUUAUUUUGACAAGCCAAGAGCUUGACAUAUAUGGGUUUUGAUAACAAUUUUUGUGUAUUUGGGUAUAGGCCUUGGAACUUGCAACCAAUGAGAUAUUAUUUUAUGUUAAAUUCUUAGCCCACAUGCUAUAAAUUCAUAUUCUAGUUGCAUGUGGGAGUAAUUGUGACAAUAUAUUGUAUACCAUGAA